Molecule: messenger RNA, 3411 nt
Organism: Notolabrus celidotus (New Zealand spotty)
Lineage: Eukaryota; Metazoa; Chordata; Actinopteri; Labriformes; Labridae
Product: secreted frizzled-related protein 1-like
Exons: 3
Coding region: 450-1370 (306 amino acids)
Biological process (GO): negative regulation of canonical Wnt signaling pathway; canonical Wnt signaling pathway; non-canonical Wnt signaling pathway
Molecular function (GO): Wnt-protein binding
Source: RefSeq, a predicted model, not a curated record
CUCCGAUUGGCCGGAUUGACUUUACAAUCCUCUCUUGUUUCCAAGCUCAGCGCAGGCAGAGCUCUUCUCCUCCCCAACACCCGCAGGAGCAGGACACAGAGGAGGCGCAGGCAGAGCUCUUCUCCUCCCCAACACCGGCAGGACCAGGACGCAGAGGAGGCGCAGGCAGAGUACUUCUCCUCCCCCGAACACCCGCAGGAGCAGGACGCAGAGGAGGCGCAGGCAGAGCUCUUCUCCUCCCCGAACACCAGGACGCAGAGGAGGCGCGCUGAGGGGCUGAAGUCAGAGAACUGUGCAGACUUCACCCAGACCAGGAACUCGAUCAGCAGAGCUAAGUUUCCUCUAGAUCUGCUCCUCGUUCUGGAUCACAGUGGAUGCAUGUCGGGACUGUUGGAUCGCUCGUCUUAGCAGCGUCGCGCUACAUUAAGUUUGUGUUGUGAAAAGAAACCAUGAAGUCUGCCUGUGGGUCCCUGUGGAGGCUGAUCCAGCUGACUCUCCUCAUGUCAUGCUGCAGAGCCUCAGAGUAUGAGUACCUCAGCUGGAAGUCGGACACGUAUGACGGCGGACACAGCUACGGAAAGCCUCCUCAGUGCGUGGACAUCCCGGAGGAUCUGCGGCUCUGUCACAACGUCGGCUACACUCAGAUGCUGCUGCCCAGCCUGCUGGAGCACGAAACCAUGGCCGAGGUUCGGCAGCAGGCCAACACCUGGGUGCCACUGGUGCACAAGAACUGCCAUCCGGGUACGCAGGUCUUCCUGUGCUCGCUGUUUGCCCCCGUGUGCCUGGAGCGGCCCAUCUAUCCGUGCCGCUGGCUGUGCGAGGCCGUGCGGGACGGCUGCACCCCCAUCAUGGCGGCUUUCGGCUUCCCGUGGCCAGAGAUGCUUACCUGUGAUAAAUUCCCACAAGACGAUGUGUGCAUCGCCAUGACGCAGCCCAACGCGACCGAGGCCACUCCGCCCACAGGUUACUCUCCCGUCUGCCCUCCAUGUGACAAUGAAAUGAAAACAGAUGCCAUGCUGGAGCACAUGUGUGCCAGCGAGUUCGCUUUCAAAACCAAGAUUAAAGAAGUGACCCGGGAAAACAUGGAUCGUAAGGUAGUCCUGCAGAAAAGAAAGAAGAUGGUGAAGACUGGGAACCUGAAGAAGAAGGACAUCAAGACCAUGGUGCUGUAUCUGAAAAACGGGGCCGACUGCCCCUGCCAACAGCUCGAUAACUUGGGAAACCAAUACCUAAUCAUGGGCCGCAAGGUAGACCAGCAGUACCUCCUCACAGGCAUACACAAGUGGGACAAGUCCAGCAAGGAGUUCAAGCAGACCCUGAAGAAACUCAAAACAUACAAGUGUCCUGUAUACGACAACGUUUUCAAAUAAAAGGUCCCAAGCCCCGCCCCCUCCUCAUAUGCAGAUACAUGCCAGGCGAGGGCGGGUAUGAAACUCUGAUAGUAUGAUAACCUGAAGCAAAAAUAUCACAUGUUCAUGUUCUAGCAAUGAAAGCUCUGAAACGUGUUCUUCUGAAAUCUCUAAAAAAAACAAGAGCGUUCUCCCCCGAUGAACACAACAAUAUUAUUUUAGAACAACAGAACAUUUGAAGCAGUAAACAAACACGUUCACUCAAAACAAAUAAACACAACUAUCAGUACAACUGAGAAUCAUCUUACAUUAGGCUAAAUGGAUUCUGUCAUUUCAAUAUUGAUGUACAAAGAAGUGUCCGGAAAAUCGCCCUCCCGGUCUCUGUGACGGUAUCUGACUUCCUGGUUAGCAUGGUGGCUAGCACAAACGAGCGGGCUAACUGACCUCUGAAGAGACACGAGGACAUCCUGUACCCUCGGACAUCCUGCUCGUCCUGUGUGACACUGUGACAUCUUCAACCAGGGCAAACCUUGACACCAGUAACUGGCCCAAGCCUGACACACACACACACACACACACACACACACACACACACACAAACACACACGCACACUGAAAGGUUUUCUUUUGUCCUCUGCCAAAGAAAAGAAUGUUUAAAGGAGUAGUUCCAUGUUUUCUGUAAUAAACUUACAUUUUUGCAGAGAAAAGGUUGUGAUGAUCUUAAUCUUUGGUGAAAGAUAAGACGAUCAUGUCUGACUGAAGAUGAAACAGCUGAUGUGUGUUGGCCUUUAUUGCUAUUUACAUUCUAUUCUUUUUAUAAAGUCACAGAACGAAGCGUAAUGUGUGCAGCUGGUGUCUUUAUUGAUGUAGUUAGAUUCUUUUUUGUUCAUACUCUCUGUAGGCUAACACUCUGCUGGCUUUAGUAUUAUACUUAGUAUAACCUUCAGACACGAGAGGGGCAUCCGUCUGCCCAUUUUACUCCAGGAAGAAGAAUGUGUAAUGAUUGUUUUGUUUCUUCCUGUCAUACAGUGAGAGACGACAGAGUGAAUACAGAGAACAGCAGCUCCUCUGAGAUUGAUGUAUACAUAAUGAAUGAUUGGAAACAGUGCUAUAAUCUGAGCUUAUUGUGCCGUCAGACUUCAAACUGAAAGCACUGCUUCUGCAGUCCUUUUAUUUAUUUAUGUUCUUAUUUUCACUUUAUUACCUGAGAAGUCUUAGUAGAACCAUAACCACCAGUUUAUAGUUGAGUUCACAUUUAGGCCAGUGCAGCAGCACUGUUCUGUAAACCAGGGGUUCCCAAAAUGUGGGUCGGGACCCCCUGGGAGGUCGCGAGACACAAAUGGGGGGUUGUGAGAUGUCUUCAAGUCCAUUACAGUAAAAAAUAUCCACAGAAAUAGUAGCUAAACUCGAAAAUAGAAAGUGUAAUGAGUUUUCUGCCUUUCUUUGUUUCCUGAUGACUCCUAAGUUUAGGGUUAGUGAACAGUUAAUUAUCAAAAGCAUCAGUAGCAGCAGGUUCAUUCAUAACAGCAGAGGAAACACAGACACAUGCUCAUAUAGGUAGGGUCAUUUUCUGCAGACCAGCUAAAUGAAGACACAUUAAAUCACUUUGAGGGACAGUGGGGGUCACAAGUCUUUGGCAUCUAUAUUUUGGGGUUGCGGGCUGAACAGUUUGGGAACCCCUGAUCUAAACUGAUGCAUUGUUUAUCUGUUCCUGUUUCUAUACAACCAUAAACUUCAGUUCUCAGUGCUCAUAGAAACAUCUUUACACACGUUGAUAUGUGUUCGUUGAUCUUCUAACAUCACUUGUUUCAGAUUUGAGUGUCACUGGUGCAUUGCUGCAUGUACAUACACAUGUUACAUACAUGUACAAACUAACAGUGUUAUUGUUCAGUUUUAUAAUAGGUUACACUCAACAAUGUAACACAGUGAUGACUCCUUGUGUCUAAACCACGGUAACUGCUCCAGUUUUUCAAUGUAAUCACUAUUUUAAACUCCAGACUGAGAUUGUAACUAGUUUUCUAAUUCUGUAUUCAUUAAAUACUUUAUACUGUGCAAACCUUCA